AUGCGAGAGUCCAUCCUGGCAUCUCUUGAACUUGAGUCAGAGGAAAUCAAAAGCUUGAAUGUGCUAGAUCUCUUUUGGGAUCCAAGCAACUUGCGGGUGGGACGACGCUUGCGCAUUGCGUUCUUGAUUUUGUCUGUACAACAAAUGAUGGAUUCUGGCUGCUGUGAUGAACACAAUCUUUGCCCUCGGUUCCCUCUUCCUGCCCUCAACUAUUAA
Messenger RNA from Penicillium robsamsonii, 216 nucleotides. RefSeq lists its product as uncharacterized. The record is from RefSeq and is a predicted model, not a curated record. NCBI's taxonomy places the organism in Eukaryota, Fungi, Ascomycota, Eurotiomycetes, Eurotiales, Aspergillaceae. The transcript is spliced from 2 exons. The coding region runs from base 1 to 216 and encodes 71 amino acids.